GAGGUGAUGUCUGCCUCCCGGAAGGAGAAGUCUAGGUCAGUGGAGGAGAGCUCCAGCGCCAGCAGCGGCUCCCCCAGCCCCGGAGACACCCUGCCCUGGAACCUGGCCAAGCACCAACGGACCAAGAGGACCAAGGCGGCCUCCGGCAACGGCACCGUGCUGGACCCUGCCGAGAGGGCUGUCAUCCGCAUUGCCGACGAACGAGAUCGGGUCCAGAAGAAAACUUUCACCAAAUGGGUCAACAAACACCUCAUCAAGCACUGGCGGGCAGAGGCCCAGCGCCAUGUGAACGACCUCUACGAAGACCUCCGCGAUGGACACAACCUGAUUUCUCUCCUGGAGGUGCUCUCAGGAGACACGCUGCCCAGGGAGCGCGACGUGAUCCGGAACUUGCGGCUGCCUCGGGAGAAGGGCCGGAUGCGGUUCCACAAACUGCAGAAUGUGCAAAUUGCCCUGGACUACCUGAAGCACCGGCAGGUGAAGCUGGUUAACAUCCGGAACGAUGACAUCGCGGACGGGAACCCCAAGCUGACGCUGGGCCUCAUCUGGACCAUCAUCCUCCACUUCCAGAUCUCCGACAUCCAGGUGAGCGGCCAGUCGGAGGACAUGACGGCCAAGGAGAAGCUGCUGCUGUGGUCUCAGCGCAUGGUGGAGGGGUACCAGGGCCUGCGCUGCGACAACUUCACCACCAGCUGGCGCGACGGGCGCCUCUUCAACGCCAUCAUCCACCGGCACAAGCCAAUGUUGAUCGAUAUGAACAAGGUCUAUCGGCAGGCCAAUGUGGAGAACCUGGAGCAGGCCUUCUCAGUGGCAGAGCACGAGUUGGGGGUGACCCGGCUGCUGGACCCUGAAGAUGUUGACGUGCCUCAGCCCGAUGAGAAGUCCAUCAUCACAUACGUCUCCUCACUCUACGACGCCAUGCCUCGCGUGCCGGACGUACAGGAUGGAGUCAAGGCCAACGAGUUGCAGCUGCGCUGGCAGGAGUACUCGGAGGUGGUGACGCUGCUCCUGCACUGGAUCCGGCACCACACGGUGGUCUUUGAGGAGCGGAAGUUCCCCGCCAGCUAUGAGGAGAUUGAGGUCCUGUGGCGCCAGUUCCUGAAGUUCAAGGAGACGGAGCUGCCGGCCAAGGAGUCCGACAAGAACCGCUCCAAGGCCAUCUAUCAGUCCCUGGAGCCUGCCGUGCAGUCUGGGCAGGUGAAGGUGCCCGCCGGCUACCACCCCCUGGAUGUGGAGAAGGAGUGGGGCAAGCUGCAUGUGGCCAUUCUGGAACGAGAGAAGCUGCUGCGCUCCGAGUUCGAAAGGCUGGAGAGGCUGCAGCGCAUCGUCAGCAAGCUCCAGAUGGAGUCCGGGCUCUGCGAAGAGCAGCUCAACCAGGCCGACACCCUCCUGCAGUCGGACAUCCGGCUGCUGAACGCGGGCAGGGCCCCGCAGAAGUCGGGCGAGGUGGAGCGAGACCUGGACAAGGCCGAUGCCAUGAUCCGCCUGCUCUUCAAUGACGUGCAGGCCCUCAAGGACGGGCGCCACCCGCAGGGCGAGCAGAUGUAUCGCAGGGUCUACCGCCUGCAUGAGCGCCUGGUGGCUAUCCGCACGGAAUACAACCUCCGCCUGAAGUCGGGCGCCGCGCCCAUCACCCCGGUCACUGUGCCUGCCACGCAGCGGCCCUGGCAGGAGCUGGAGGACGUCACGCUGCGUUACCUGCAGGACUUGCUGGCCUGGGUGGAAGAGAACCAGCGGCGCAUCAGCGGGGCCGAGUGGGGCAUUGACCUGCCCACUGUGGAGUCGCAGCUGGGCAGCCACCGGGGCCUGCAGCAGUCCAUCGAGGAGUUCCACGCCAAGAUCGAGAGGGCCCGUGCAGACGAGGCCCAGCUCUCACCUGGCCCUCGUGGGGCCUACCGGGAUUGCCUGGCCAAGCUGGACGGACAGUAUGCCAAGCUGCUGAACUCCUCCAAGGCCCGGCUGCGGCACCUGGAGAGCCUGUACGCGUUCGUGGCGGCUGCCACCAAGGAGCUGAUGUGGCUGAACGAGAAGGAGGAGGAGGAGGUCAACUACGACUGGAGCGAGCGCAACAGCAACAUGGCGGCCAAAAAGGAGAGCUACUCGGGGCUGAUGCGAGAGCUGGAGCAGCGGGAGCGGAAGGUCAAGGAGAUCCAGAACACGGGAGACCGGCUGCUGCGAGAAGGGCACCCGGGCAAACCCACGGUGGAGGCGUUCCAGGCCGCCCUGCAGACCCAGUGGAGCUGGAUGCUGCAGCUGUGUUGUUGCAUUGAGGCACACCUGAAGGAGAACACAAACUACUUCCAGUUCUUUGCCGAUGUGAAGGAAGCGGAGGAGUUCCUGCGCAAGACCCAGGAGACCAUGCGGAAGAAGUUUGCCUGUGACCGCUCCGUUACAGUGACGCGCCUGGAGGACCUGCUGCAGGACUCCCUGGAGGAGAAGGAGCACCUGGCCGAGUACCAGGCGCAGCUGGCGGGGCUUGCCAAGCGGGCCAAGGCGGUGGUCCAGCUGAAGCCGCGGAGCCCCACCACCCCCCUCAAGGGCCGCCUGCCUCUCCAGGCCGUCUGCGACUACAAGCAAGUGGAGAUCACCGUGCACAAGGGGGACUCCGGCACCCUCCUGAGCAACGCCCAGCCCUACAAGUGGAAGGUGUUGAACGCGGCCGGAAGCGAGGCUGUGGUGCCCUCGGUGUGCUUCCUGGUGCCCCCGCCCAACAAGGAGGCCCUGGAUGCCGUUGCCAGGCUGGACGCCACUCACCAAGGCCUGCUCAGCCUCUGGCAACAGCUGCACAUCGACCUGAGGAGCCUGCUGUGCUGGCAGUGCCUCCAGCGAGACUUCCAGCAGGUCCAGUCCUGGACCCUCCUCCUCUUCCGGACGAUGUCCCCGGAGGAUUACGGGCAGACCCUCCGCAGUCUGGAGGCCCGCUACCAGGAGUUCCUGCGCCACAGCCAAGACGCCCAGAACUUCUUCCCGGAGGACCGGCUGCAGGUGCAGCGUGAAUACACCGCUUGCACCCAGAAGUACGAGCUGCUGCUGCGCAGCCUGGAGAAAGGUGAGCAGGAGGAGUCUCUGUGCAGGAACUACAUUUCCCAGCUGAAGGACAUCCGCCUGCAGCUGGAGGGCUGUGAGUCCCGCACCAUCCACAAAAUCCGCUCGCCGCUUGACAAAGACCCCGCCAAGGAGUGUGUCCAGCGCAUCAGCGACCAGCAGCAAAUCCACCUGGAGCUGGAGGGCAUCAAGAAGAGCCUGGGCAAAGUGAGCGAGAAGAUGGAGCAGGUGCUCUCCCAGCCGGAGCAGUCCACCUCGGCCCCCACCCUGCGCUCGGAGCUGGACAUCACCUUGCAGAAGAUGGAGCAGGUGUACAGCCUCUCUGGCGUCUAUCUGGAGAAGCUGAAGACCAUCAACCUGGUGAUCCGCAGCACGCAGGGCGCAGAGGAGCUGGUCCGCAAGUAUGAGGAGCAGCUGAAGGAAGUGCAGGCGGUGCCCGCUGACCUGAAGGCCCUGGAGGAGACCAAGGCGGAGCUGAAGAGGCUGCGCAGGCAGGUGGAAGGGCACCAGCCCCUUUUCGACACCCUGGAGGCUGACCUGGGCAAGGCCAGCGAGGUGAACGAGCGGAUGGUGCGGGGGCACAGCGAGAGAGAUGUGGACCUGGACCGCUACCGAGAGCGGGUGCAGCAGCUGCUGGAGCGCUGGCAGGCCGUCUUGGCCCAGAUCGACCUGCGCCAACGGGAGCUGGACCAGCUGGGCCGCCAGCUGCGCUACUACCGCGAGAGCUACAGCUGGCUCAUCCAGUGGCUCCAGGAUGCCAGGCAGCGCCAGGAGAGCAUCCAGGCCGUGCCCAUCACUGACAGCAGGGCCGUGCGGGAGCAGCUGCUGCAAGAGAAGAAACUCCUGGAGGAGUGUGAUCAGAACCGGGAGAAGGUGGAGGAGUGCCAGCACUUUGCCAAGCAGUACAUUGAUGCUAUCAAGGACUAUGAACUUCAGUUGGUGACGUACAAGGCCCAGGUGGAGCCUGUGGUUUCCCCAGCCAAGAAGCCAAAAUUUCAGUCUUCAUCUGACAGCAUCAUCCAGGAGUAUGUGGACCUACGGACUCGAUACAGUGAGCUGACCACCCUGACCAGCCAGUACAUCAAGUUCAUCACCGAGACCGUGCGGCGGCUGGAGGAAGAAGAGAAAGCCGCGGAGAAGCUGAAGGAGGAGGAGCGGAGGCGGCUGGCCGAGGUGGAGGCCCAGCUGGAGAAGCAGAAGCAGUUGGCGGAGGCCCACGCCCGAGCCAAGGCCCAGGCCGAGCAGGAGGCGCUGGAGCUGCAGCAGCGCAUGCAGGAGGAGGUCAGCAAGCGGCAGCUGGUGGCUGUGGACGCCGCGCAGCAGAAGCAGAACAUCCAGCAGGAGCUGAGCCAGAUGAAGCUCAGCUCGGACCUGCAGAUCCAGUCCAAGCUGAAGCUGAUCGAGGAGGCCGAGCUGAGCCGCAGGAGAGUGGAGGAGGAGAUCCGGGUGAUCCGCUUGCAGCUGACCACCACCGAGAAGCAGAAGUCGAGUGCCGAGGAGGAGCUGCAGGCUCUGCGGGCCCGAGCAGAGGAGGCCGAGCGCCAGAAGCGGCUGGCGCAGGAGGAGGCCGAGCGCUUGCGCAAGCAGGUCGCAGAGGAGGCCCAGAAGAAGAAGGAGGCCGAGGAGGAGCUGAAGCGCAAGGUGCAAGCCCAGCAGCAGGCGGCGCGGGAGAAGCAGGCGGCCCUGGAGGACCUGCAGGCCUUGCGCUUGCAGGCCGAGGAGGCGGAGCGCAGGAUGAAGCAGGCCGAGCUGGAGAAAGAGCGGCAGGUCCAGGUGGCCCAGGAGGUGGCGCUGAAGAGCGCUGAGGCGGACCUGCAGAGCCGGCGCCUGUCCUUUGCUGAGAAGACGGCCCAGCUGGAGUUAUCGCUCAAGCAGGAGCACAUCACCGUCACCCACCUGCAGGAGGAGGCCGAGCGCCUGCGCAAGCAGCAGGGGGACGCCACGCAGGCCCGGGACGAAGCGGAGAAGGAGGUGGAGAAGUGGCGCCAGAAGGCCAACGAGGCCCUGCGGCUGCGGCUGCAGGCAGAGGAGGUGGCCCACAAGAAGGCCCUGGCCCAGGAGGAGGCGGAGAAGCAGAAGGAGGACGCCGAGCGGGAGGCCCGGAAGCGGGCCAAGGCCGAGGAGUCUGCCCUGCGGCAGAAGGAGAUGGCCGAGGAGGAGCUGCAGAAGCAGCGGCAGCUGGCCGAGGGCACCGCCCAGCAGAAGCUGCAGGCCGAGCAGGAGCUGAUCCGCCUGAAGGCAGAGAUGGAGAACGGGGAGCAGCAGCGCCUUCUGCUGGAGGAGGAGCUCUUGCGCCUCAAGGCGGAAGUGAGCGAGGCCAUCCACAAGCGGAAGGAGCUGGAGGAGGAGCUGGCCAAACUGCGGGCCGAGAUGGAGCUGCUGCUGCGCAGUAAGGCCAAGGCCGAGGAGGAGUCGCGCUCCACCAGCGAGAAGUCCAAGCAGAUCCUGGAGAGCGAGGCCAGCAAGCUGCGGGAGCUGGCAGAAGAGGCAGCCCGGCUGCGGGCCCUCUCCGAGGAAGCCAAGCGGCAGCGGCAGCUGGCAGAGGAGGAAGUGGCCCGGCAGCGGGCGGAGGCCGAGCGGAUCCUCAAGGAGAAGCUGGCCGCCAUCAACGAGGCCUCGCGCCUGAAUGCCGAAGCCGAAAUUGCCCUGAAGGAGAAGGAGGCCGAGAAUGAGCGGCUGCGGCGGCUGGCGGAGGACGAGGCCUACCAGCGCCGGCUGCUGGAGGAGCAGGCCGCCCAGCACAAGCGCGACAUUGAGGAGAGGAUCGCGCAGCUGAAGCAGUCCUCCGCCAGCGAGCUGGAGAGGCAGAAGAGCCUGGUGGACGACACGCUGAAGCAGCGGCGCAUCAUCGAAGAGGAGAUCCGCGUCCUCAAGCUCCACUUUGAGAGGGCUUCUGUGGGGAAGGCCGAGCUGGAGCAGGAGCUGGGCAAGAUCAAGCAGAGUGCGGAGGCAGCCGAGCAGAGCAAGGAGCAGGCGGAGCGCGAGGCGGAGAAGCUGCGGCAGGCGGCCUUGGAGGAGGAGCACCGCCGCAGGGAGGCGGAAGAGAAGGUCCAGAAGAUCCUGGCUGCUGAGGAGGAGGCUGGCCGGCAGCGCAGAGCAGCCCUGGAGGAGGUGGAGCGCCUGAAGGCCAGGGUGGAGGAAGCCAAGAAGCAGAAGGAGCUGGCCGAGCGGGAGUCGGAGAGGCAGAUCCAGCUGGCUCAGGAGGCUGCCCAGAAGAGGAUCGUGGCAGAAGAGAAGGCCCACCUGGUGGCCGUGCAGCAGAAGGAGCAGGAGAUGCUGCAGACCAGGCAGCAGGAGCAGAGCCUCCUGGACAAGCUGAAGAAGGAAGCCACCCGGGCCAAGAAGGCUGCCGAGGAGGCGGAGUUUGCCCGAGUCAAGGCCGAGCAGGAGGCGAUUCUGUCCCGGCAGCUGGUGGAGGAGGCCGAGCGCCUGAAGCAGCGAGCGGAGGAGGAGGCGCAGGCCCAAGCCAGGGCUCAAGGGGAGGCCGAAAAGCUCCGGAAAGAGGCUGAGCUGGAGGCAGCCAAGCGGGCCCAAGCAGAGCAGGCUGCCCUGCGGCAGAAGCAGCUGGCCGAUGCGGAGAUGGAGAAGCACAAGAAGUUUGCUGAGCAGACUCUGCGGCAGAAGGCCCAGGUGGAGCAAGAGCUGGCCAAGGUGCGGCUGCAGCAGGAGGAGACGGAGCACCAGAAGAACAUCCUGGAAGAGGAGCUGCAGCGGCUGAAGGACGAGGUGACCGAAGCCAUGAAGCAGAAGGCCCAGGCCGAGGAGGAGCUCUUCAAGGUGAAGAUCCACAUGGAGGAGCUGAUCAAGCUGAAGACCCGCAUCGAGGAGGAGAACAAGAUGCUCAUCAUGAAGGACAAGGACAACAUGCAGAAGUUCCUGGUGGAAGAGGCGGAGAAGAUGAAGCAGGUGGCGGAGGAGGCCGCUCGGCUGAGCGUGGAGGCGCAGGAGGCCGCCCGCCUGCGGCAGCUCGCAGAAGAGGACCUGGCGAAGCAGCGGGCCCUGGCCGAGAAGAUCCUGAAGGAGAAGAUGCAGGCCGUCCAGGAAGCGACACGGCUGAAGGCGGAGGCGGAGGUGCUGCAGAAGCAGAAGGACUUGGCCCAGGAGCACGCCAAGAAGCUGCAGGAAGACAAGGAGCAGAUGCUGCAGCAGUUGGCGGAGGAGACGGAAGGCUUCCAGAGGACCUUGGAGGCCGAGCGCAGGCGGCAGCUGGAGAUGAGUGCUGAUGCGGAGCGCCUGAAGCUGCAGGUGUCUGAGAUGAGCCGGGCUCAGGCGAAGGCAGAGGAAGAGGCCCGGCGGUUCAAGAAGCAGGCGGAAGAGAUCAGCCAGAAGCUGCACCGGACAGAGCUGGCCACCCAGGAGAAGAUGACGCUGGUGCAGACCCUCGAGACCCAGAGGCAUCAGAGCGACCAGGAUGCGGAGAAACUGAGGCGAGCCAUCGCAGAGCUGGAGAAGGAGAAGGAGAAGCUGAAGCGGGAGGCAGAGCUGCUGCAGCAGAAGGCGGAAGAGAUGCAGACUGCCCAGAAGGAGCAGCUCCGGCAGGAGACGCAGAUGCUGCAGCAGUCGUUUCUCUCGGAAAAGGACACCCUCCUGCAGAAGGAGAGAUUCAUCGAGGAAGAGAAAGCAAAGCUGGAGAAGCUCUUCCGGGAUGAAGUCAACAAAGCGCAGAGCCUGAAGCUGCAGCAGGACCGUCAGCAGAAGGAGAUGGAGCAGGAGCAGCAGCAGCUGAGAGGCAGCCUGGAGGAGGCCAGGAGGAGGCAAGCGGAGGCUGAGGAGAGCGUCCGCCGGAAGCAGGAGGAGCUGCAGCGGCUGGAGGAGCAGCGGCGGCAGCAGGAGAAGCGGCUGGCCGAGGAGAACCAGAAGCUGAGGGAGAAGCUGGAGCACCUGCAGGAGGAGCACCGAGCAGCCCUGGCACAAACCCGAGAGAUUAUGAUCCAGACGGACGAUCUGCCGCAGGAGGAGGCCGUGGCCCCUUCCCUCCAGGCGCCUCCACUGAAAGCCAUGCCCAAUGGGAGAGAUGCGAUAGAUGGCAUAGCUCAAAAUGGCGAGCCGGAGCUGGUCUUCGAUGGCAUCCGGCAGAAAGUCCCUGCCCAGAAGCUGGCAGAGGCUGGCAUCUUGAGCCGAGAGAGCCUGGAGAAGCUGGCCAAAGGGACAGUGACCACAGAGCAGCUGUCGCAGAGGGAUGACAUCAGGAGGUACUUGAGAGGGACAAGCAGCAUUGCUGGCCUGCUGAUCCAGCCGGCCAAUGAGAAGAUGAGCAUUUACCAGGCCUGGAAGCAGCGGCUGCUGAGCCCGGGCACUGCCCUCAUCCUGCUGGAGGCACAGGCUGCCUCUGGAUUCAUCAUAGACCCCGUGAAGAACAGGAGGAUGUCUGUCAGCGAGGCUGUGAAAGAAGGCGUGGUCGGGCCAGAGCUGCACAACAAGCUGCUGUCUGCUGAGAGGGCAGUGACUGGUUACAAAGACCCCUACACGGGGGACAAGAUCUCCCUCUUCCAGGCCAUGACGAAGGACCUCAUUGUCAGGGACCAUGGCAUUCGACUUCUGGAGGCCCAGAUUGCUACAGGGGGCAUCAUAGACCCCAUCAACAGCCACCGCCUGCCUGUGGAAGUGGCGUACAAGCGAGGCUAUUUUGAUGAGGAGAUGCAGCAGGUCCUGGCCGACCCCACGGAUGACACCAAGGGCUUCUUUGACCCCAACACCCAGGAGAAUCUGACCUACCUGCAGCUGAUGGAGAGGUGUGUGACUGAUCCGGAGACCGGGCUCUUCCUUCUGCCGCUGACGGGCAAAGCAGCCACUGGAGAGGUGGCCUACACAGACCGAGAGGCCAAAGAUGUCUUCCAGAAAGCCACAGUGUCGGCACCCUUUGGCAGAUUUAAGGGGAAGACGGUAACUAUCUGGGAAAUCAUCAACUCUGAGUAUUUCACUGAGGAGCAGAGGUGGGACCUGCUGCGCCAGUACAAGACGGGGAAGAUCACCGUGGAGAAGAUAAUCAAGCUGAUCAUCACUGUGGUCGAGGAGAGCGAGAAGAAGAGCCAGCUCUGCUUUGACGGCCUCCGGGCUCCUGUUCCAGCCGCUGAGCUGCUGGAGAGUCAAAUCAUUGACCACGCUCUUUACAACCAGCUGCAUCAGGGGAAGAAGUCUGUGAAGGAAGUAGCCGGCGUGGACUCCAUUAAGAGGUACCUGAAGGGCAGCAGUGCCAUUGCGGGCAUCCUGGUAGAAUCCACCGGGCAGAAGCUACUGCUCAGCGACGCCUUGAAGAAAAACCUCCUGAAGCCAGAGAUCGCCCUCACAUUUCUGGAGGCCCAGGCUGGUACUGGGUACAUCCUCGACCCAGUGAGGAAUGAGAAGCUCCCUGUGGACGAGGCGGUGAGAGCUGGCACUGUUGGGCCCGAGUUGCAUGAGAAGCUGCUGUCUGCAGAGAAAGCUGUGACGGGCUACAAGGACCCCUACACAGGGCAGGUGGUCUCUCUCUUCCAAGCGCUGCAGAAAGGCCUCAUCCCGAAGAGCAGCGGGAUCCGCCUGCUGGAUGCUCAGCUUGCCACUGGUGGCAUAAUCGACCCUGUGCACAGCCACCGCCUCCCUCUGGAGACUGCCUACAAGCGGGGCUAUUUCAGUGAAGAGAUGCACAAGGCUUUGUCUGCUCCGGCCGACGAGGCUAAGCUGUACUAUGACCCUAACAGCCAGGAACACGUCACCUAUGCGCAGCUGCUGGCGAAGUGCCGCGUGGACAAGCAGACAGGCCUUCACCUGCUCCCUCUCUCAGACCAGGCCAUUCACCUGCAGCAGGAAGAAAUCUACUCCGACCGUCAGACCAAGGAGUCCUUUGACAAGACAACAGUUGAAGUUCCUGCUGGCAGCUUGAAGGGCAGGACAGUAACGAUCUGGGAACUGAUUCACUCGGAAUAUUUCACCGAAGAGCAAAGGAGGGAGCUGAUCCGACAGUACAAAUCGGGCAAGGUCACCAUUGAGCGGGUCAUCAAAAUCGUCAUCACCAUCAUUGAAGAGACGGAAGCCAAGAAGCAAGAGCAGUUGACCUUCAGUGGCUUGCGAGCUCCUGUGCCAGCGAACGAACUGCUAGAAUCCAGGAUCCUUAGCAAGGCCCAGUACGAGCAGCUGAAGGAAGGGCACAAGUCUGUGAAAGACCUCUCUGGCACGGAGGCCGUCAGGAGGUUCCUGCAAGGGAGCGACUGCGUUGCUGGCGUCUAUGUGGAAGGGACCAAGGAGAAGCUGAGCAUCUAUGAGGCCAUGAGGAGAAGUCUGCUCUUGCCCAGCACAGCAGCUGUUCUCUUGGAGGCCCAGGCAGCCACCGGGUUCCUGGUUGAUCCAGUCAGGAACCAGAAGAUGUAUGUGAACGAGGCCGUGAAGGCUGGCCUUGUGGGCCCGGAGCUGCACGAGAAGCUGCUUUCUGCAGAAAAGGCCGUCACGGGGUACAAAGACCCUUACUCCGGGAACACCAUUUCACUCUUCGAAGCCAUGAAGAAGGGGCUGAUCCUGAGGGAGCAUGCCAUCCGCCUCUUGGAGGCCCAGCUGGCCACGGGGGGCAUCAUCGACCCUGUGCACAGCCACCGCCUCCCCGUGGAGGUGGCGUACAAGCGGGGCUACUUCGAUGAAGACAUGAACCGAACCCUCUCAGACCCUACGGAUGACACCAAGGGCUUUUUUGACCCCAACACUAAGGAGAAUCUAACCUACUUGCAGCUGAAGGAGAGGUGCAUUGAAGAUCCUGAGACCGGCCUCUACCUCCUGACCCUGAAGCAACCGGAGAGACCUGCCGUGGUGGAGACAACCCAAGUGUACACGGAGGCAGAGACCAAGAAAGUAUUUGAGGACACACAGAUUGACAUUCCAGCGGGUGACAUGGCAGGCUCUUCCAUGUCCCUGUGGGACAUCAUGCACUCCAGCCUCAUCCCCGAGGAGCAGCGCAAGCGGUUGAUGGAGGAGUUCCGCUCAGGCCAGGUGACCAAGGAGCGCAUGAUCAUUAUCAUCAUUGAAAUCAUAGAGAAAACGGAGAUCAUCCGGCAGCAAGACCUCGUGUCCUACGACUACGUCCGGCGCCGCAUCACUGCUGAAGACCUGUACGAGGCCAGGAUCAUCUCCCUGGAGACAUACAAUGCACUGAAGCAAGGCUCCAAGACCAUCCGUGAGAUUCUAGAGACAGAAACUAUCUGGAAGUAUCUCUAUGGCACUGGCUGCGUCGCUGGUAUCUACAUCCCAUCCAGCAAGCAGAAGGUCGGCGUCUACCAGGCUCUGAAAAGGGGGCUGAUCAGUCCAGAGGUGGCACGGCCCUUGCUGGAAGCCCAGGCUGCCACUGGCUUCAUUGUCGACCCCAUGAAAAAUGAGAUGUUAACCGUAGACGAGGCUGUCCGGAAAGGGGUGGUGGGCCCAGAGAUGCACGACCGACUCCUGUCUGCUGAAAGGGCUGUGACUGGCUAUCGUGACCCUUACAGUGAGCAGAAAAUCUCUCUUUUCCAGGCCAUGAAGAAAGACCUCAUCCCUUCAGAAGAAGCCCUCCGGCUGCUGGAUGCCCAGUUGGCCACGGGGGGCAUAGUUGACCCUCACCUGGGCUUCCACCUGCCCUUGGAAAUUGCCUAUCAGCGUGGCUACUUCAAUAGAGAGACUUACGAAAGACUGACUGAGCCCAGCGAGAUCCGCAGCUACGUGGACCCUUCCACCGAUGAAAAGCUCAACUAUGCACAGAUCCUCAAACGAUGCAGGAAGGAUGAGAGCACCGGCUGCCUGCUGCUGCCGCUCUCUGACACGCGGAAGCUGACUUUCAGAGGCCUGCGGAAGCAGAUCUCUGUGGAAGAGCUGGUGCGGUCCAAGGUCAUGGAUGAAGCCACUGCACAGCGCCUCCAGGAGGGCUUAACCUCUGUGGAGGAAGUCUCUAAGAACCUGCAGAAGUUCCUGGAGGGCACAAGCUGCAUUGCUGGAGUGUAUGUGGAUUCCACAAAGGAGAGGCUGUCUGUCUACCAGGCUAUGAAAAAAGGCAUCAUCCGUCCUGGCACAGCUUUUGAGCUGCUGGAAGCUCAGGCAGCCACCGGGUAUGUCAUUGAUCCCAUCAAGGGCCUCAAACUGACGGUGGAGGAGUCCGUGCGCAUGGGGAUUGUGGGCCCAGAGUUCAAGGACAAGCUGCUGUCUGCAGAGAGGGCAGUGACGGGCUACAAGGACCCCUACUCGGGCAAACUGAUCUCCCUGUUCCAAGCCAUGAAGAAGGGGCUCAUCCUGAAAGACCACGGGAUUCGGUUGCUGGAAGCUCAAAUUGCUACCGGAGGCAUUAUUGACCCAGAGGAGAGUCAUCGCUUGCCUGUGGAGGUGGCGUACAAGAGAGGCCUGUUUGAUGAGGAAAUGAAUGAAAUCUUGUUAGAUCCUAGUGAUGAUACCAAGGGGUUCUUUGACCCAAACACGGAGGAGAAUCUGACAUACCUGCAGCUGAUGGAAAGGUGCAUUACGGACCCAGAGACUGGGCUUUGUCUUCUGCCCUUGAAGGAGAAGAAGCGGGAGAGGAAGACUUCCUCCAAGUCCUCCGUUCGCAAACGCAGGGUGGUGAUUGUUGACCCAGAGACUGGGAAGGAGAUGUCCGUUUAUGAAGCCUACCGCAAAGGCCUCAUUGACCACCAGACCUAUCUGGAGCUCUCGGAACAGGAGUGUGAAUGGGAGGAGAUCACCAUUUCCUCAUCUGACGGGGUGGUCAAGUCUAUGAUCAUUGACCGGCGGUCGGGGCGGCAGUACGAUAUUGACGAUGCCAUUGCAAAGGGCCUGAUAGACCAGUCUGCCCUGGACCAGUAUCGCUCAGGGACCUUGUCCAUCACAGAAUUUGCAGACAUGCUGUCUGGCAACGUGAGUGGAUUCCGAUCCCGGUCGUCUUCUGUUGGCUCCUCCUCUUCUUAUCCUGUAAGCCCCGCCCAUGUCAGAGGUCAGUUGACAUCUUGGAGCGACCCUGCGGAAGAGACCGGCCCUGUGGCUGGCAUCCUGGACACCGACACCCUGGAGAAAGUGUCCAUUACGGAGGCCAUGCACCGCAACCUCGUGGACAACAUCACGGGCCAGAGGCUGCUGGAGGCGCAGGCUUGCACUGGAGGAAUCAUCGAUCCCAGCUCAGGGGAGAAGUUUGCCGUUGCUGAUGCCGUCAACAAAGGCCUGGUUGACAAGAUCAUGGUGGACAGGAUCAACCUUGCUCAGAAAGCUUUCAACGGUUUUGAGGACCCAAGAACUAAGUCCAAGAUGUCUGCAGCACAGGCCUUAAAGAAAGGGUGGCUGUACUAUGAGGCCGGCCAGCGGUUCCUGGAAGUCCAGUACCUGACGGGGGGGCUAAUCGAGCCCGAUGCAGCUGGGCGGGUGUCACUAGAUGAGGCGCUGCAGAAGGGCACCAUAGAUGCGCGCACAGCUCAGAAGCUGCGGGACGUGAACACCUACUCCAAGUACUUGACCUGCCCUAAAACCAAGCUCAAGAUCUCCUACAAGGACGCCAUGGACAGGAGCAUGAUCGAGGAAGGAAGCGGCCUGCGCUUGCUAGAGGCUUCCUCCCAGUCCAGCAAAGGCUAUUACAGCCCCUACAACGUCAGCGGCUCCGGCUCCACCUCUGGGUCUCGGUCAGGGUCACGAACUGGUUCCAGACAGGGGUCAAGGCGAGGGAGCUUUGAUGCCACGGGAUCCGGCUUCUCCAUGUCCUUCUCUUCUUCCUCCUAUUCCUCAUCCAGCUACGGGCGCAGAUAUACGUCUGGUCCAAGCAGCUGUGCCGAGGCAGCGGGCCUCGGCCACACGUCCUUCCGCAUAGAUGGGAGCUGCGAGAGGAAAGGAAGGCAGCCCGAGCUGCGGGGGCCACAGCUGUGCGUGGCGUGAAGCCCCUCCGGCCUCCCGAGGUCACAUUUAGCCUGCUCUGCAUGUGGUGAAGCUGCUGCCUAACCGGAAUAAUAUCGUUAUUGUUUGUUUUUAUAAUUUUUAAAACUCCUCUUCUUCCAAAGCAGUGCCUAAAGUUUAACCAAAAA
Heteronotia binoei (common prickly gecko) is the source of this 14027-nucleotide messenger RNA. RefSeq names its product plectin (gene PLEC). Gene Ontology annotation, cellular component: cytoplasm; cytoskeleton; keratin filament. The record is from RefSeq and is a predicted model, not a curated record. Bases 7 to 13881 code for a protein of 4624 amino acids. Gene Ontology annotation, molecular function: protein binding; keratin filament binding; structural molecule activity. The transcript has 34 exons. NCBI's taxonomy places the organism in Eukaryota, Metazoa, Chordata, Lepidosauria, Squamata, Gekkonidae. Gene Ontology annotation, biological process: wound healing; intermediate filament bundle assembly.